Molecule: messenger RNA, 602 nt
Organism: Rhizophagus irregularis DAOM 181602=DAOM 197198
Lineage: Eukaryota; Fungi; Glomeromycota; Glomeromycetes; Glomerales; Glomeraceae
Source: RefSeq, a predicted model, not a curated record
UAUCAUUACAACUAUGUUUCUACCCAUUAUGAUUGUACCGUAAGUGCUAUUUGGACAGCUUCUGUUGUAAUCUUACCUAGUGAAGAUCUGGAAAUCAUAAAAGAUCCACUUGAACAAUAUGAUUAUGAAGAUCCAUUGAAUCUUCACCCUUAUUAUUAUUAUGAUGUUAGAGAACUUUCAGAAUUAACUUCUAAGCAUGUUUUUGUAUUUGGAGCUAGUGUAGAUAAUAACGACGGAAGUUGGCAUAUGGACAGUCCAAAUGUAGCAGAUCUUUGGGCUCCAAUAUGUAUUAAAGCCAAAUCAGCUGAUUAUAUUGCUAGUGUACUUAAAAUCCCUGUUCUUACUGGUGAUUUAUUAUUUAAAUAUGUGCUUGAUUGUUUACAACCAACUAUACAAAAUAAUGGAGAGACACCACUUAAAUAUUGGAUUAAUGGAUUAAAAAGUAAAGGAGAUAUUCCAAUUGAACCAAAGCAACAUCUUUGGUAUCAUGCUUGGAAUCAUGCAUUAAAUGAUGGAAAAUUUAUUUAUUAAUUACUAUGAAUUAGUGAUUAUCAUAUUUAAAUUUUCUUACAAAUAAAUCAAAUAAAUAAAGUUAAACUAGC